Molecule: messenger RNA, 582 nt
Organism: Arachis stenosperma
Lineage: Eukaryota; Viridiplantae; Streptophyta; Magnoliopsida; Fabales; Fabaceae
Exons: 2
Coding region: 1-582 (193 amino acids)
Source: RefSeq, a predicted model, not a curated record
AUGAGACUUUGCGUAGAUUACCGACAGUUAAAUAAAGUCACUAUCAAGAACAAGUAUCCACUUCCACGAAUAGAUGAUUUGAUGGAUCAGUUAAAAGAAAGAGAGCAUGAAGAGCAUCUAAGGGCUGUAUUGCAGAUACUGAGGACUCGAAAGUUAUAUGCUAAACUAUCAAAGUGCGAGUUCUGGACAGAGAAGGUGGCAUUUUUGGGACAUGUUAUAUUACAGGGAGGAAUUGCGGUGGAUCCUUCAAAAAUUGAAGCAGUAGUGCAAUGGGAACCACCUACGACCGUUACAGAAGUUCGGAGUUUUCUCGGACUUGCUGGAUAUUACCGGAGGUUCAUCAAAGGAUUUUCACAGAUAGCCUUACCUUUGACUUACCUUACACGAAAGGAAGUUCCGUUCGUUUGGACGGCUGAGUGUGAUAGAAGUUUCAAGAUGCUUAAGGAGAAGUUAACAACUUCACCUGUAUUAGUACUACCCGACCCACAGAAACCUUUUGAAGUAUACUGUGACGCCUCUCAUAAAGGACUUGGAUGUGUGCUGAUGCAAGACAAAAAUGUGGUGGCUUAUGCUUCCCGGUAG